Molecule: messenger RNA, 1893 nt
Organism: Scomber scombrus (Atlantic mackerel)
Lineage: Eukaryota; Metazoa; Chordata; Actinopteri; Scombriformes; Scombridae
Product: major histocompatibility complex class I-related gene protein-like
Exons: 8
Coding region: 62-1171 (369 amino acids)
Biological process (GO): immune response
Cellular component (GO): external side of plasma membrane
Source: RefSeq, a predicted model, not a curated record
GUGUGUCUCUGGAUAAAAAACAUCUCCGUUGACAGUAAAGUUGUAGAUUCUGUAGUUCAGAAUGAAGAUCUUGGUUUUUCUGGUCCUCCUGGGUCUACACAGCGCAGCAGCAGGGAUUCACUCUCUGAAGUAUAUCAUCACUGUGUCCUCUCAAGUCCCAAACUUCCCAGAGUUUGUGAUUGUUGCAAUGCUCGAUGAUGUUCAGAUAUAUCACUAUGACAGCAACACCAGGAGACUAGAACCCAAACAGGACUGGAUGAACAGAGUCAUAGAAGAUGAUCCACAGUUCUGGGAGAGCCACACUGCCAGAGGAUUGGGUUACCAUCAGCUCUUCAAAGACUACAUUGAAACUUUAAAGCAGCGCUUCAACCAAACUGGAGGUAUCCAUGUUUUUCAGUGGGUGGGUGGCUGUGAAUGGGAUCAUGAGACUGGAGAGGUUAAUGGAUUCAGACAGGUUGGUUACGAUGGAGAAGACUUCCUGUCGUGGGAUGUGAAGACAAAUACAUGGAUCGCUCCAAAACAACAGGCUGUUAUCACCAAAAACAGUUGGAACAAUGACAAAGCACAGCUAGCAUAUUAUAAGCACACCAUCAACCAGGAGUUACCUUACUGGCUGAAGAUGUUAAUGAACUAUGGGAGGAGCUCUCUGAUGAGAACAGAGCUUCCCUCAGUGUCUCUCCUCCAGAAGACUCCCUCCUCUCCAGUCAGCUGCUUCGCUACAGGUUUCUACCCUGACAGAGCCGAGAUAUUCUGGAGGAAAGAUGGAGAGGAGCUUCAUGAGGACGUGGAACUUGGAGAGAUCCUCCCCAACCAUGAUGGAUCCUUCCAGAUGAGUGUUGAGCUGGACCUUUCAUCAGUCACACCUGAAGACUGGAGGAGGUACGAAUGUGUGUUUCAUCUCUCUGGUGUGAAGGACAACAUCAUCACCAAACUGGAUAAAACAGCAAUUCAGACAAACUGGAGCAAGACUGGUGAUGGAAGAGAUGGAGGUUCUUCAGGUUUCCCUCUUGUUGCUGUUAUUGGAGGUGUUGUUGUACUGCUGCUCCUGGUAGUCGGCAUCACUGGAUACUUCCUCUGGAAGAAGAACAAGAAGGGAAAGGAAGGGUUUAAACCUGCCAGCACUUCUGACAGCAGCUCUGAAAACUCUCAGCAAAUUAAUCUAAAAACCUGAAUAACAAACACACCAACCUGCACACAGUUUACGGAUGAAUCGUCCACUGGAACAAACACAGAUCCCAAAUUCUCCAGUUCAUCUGUAAACUGAAUAAAUUAGUUUUAAUCAUUCAUGUUAUACAUUUACAAUUACAGUUGGAGAGAUACAAUCUGGUAAAUCUAGUUUGUGAUUACUAAGAUUUGUAAAACCAGAUGUGUCAGAAAACCAAAGCAUCAUAGUGCUCUUCAUACAUACACAAUAAUAAAUAAUACACAAUAUCCAUAGUUUUUAUGGUGGUGGGUUUUACCUGGUAAAGUCAAGCAGACACACACACACACACACACACACACACACACACACACACACACACACACACACACACACACACACACACACACACACACACACACACACACACACACACCGUUUCCAGUGAUAUGAAAAUAAUUAUACAGUGAUAAAUGGUUAAAUAAACGCAAUCAAUAUUGUAUUCCAGUUGUGUAAAUAGUUUGGUUUCAGUUAAAAGUUUUAGAUUAAUUAGUAAUAAUGUAUGUGUUUGGUGUUUUAUUAAUUAACAGUUUUUUCCAUAUCCUUCUUUUCCUUAUUGUUAUAUUUUAAUUUAAAUUUGUUUAGUAAAAGGGACAUGGGUGUUCUUUCCCUGAGUUUCUAUAAACAUUUAAGAUUGUGAAUAAUAAUGCUUAAAAUCACUUCCUGUGUUAUUACAGAAGAUAAAUACACAU